This is a messenger RNA of Tympanuchus pallidicinctus (lesser prairie-chicken), 1284 nucleotides long. It is a transcript of the gene PLPP6, whose product is annotated as phospholipid phosphatase 6. Gene Ontology annotation, molecular function: sphingosine-1-phosphate phosphatase activity. Bases 166 to 768 code for a protein of 200 amino acids. Lineage: Eukaryota; Metazoa; Chordata; Aves; Galliformes; Phasianidae. The transcript is spliced from 2 exons. The record is from RefSeq and is a predicted model, not a curated record.
UCGGCAGCCCGGCGGCGGGCGGAACGGAGCUCCGCCGCGGGGCCAGGCGGCGCGGGUACCGGGACGGCUGGGCCGCAGGAGGCGGGGUUACAGCGGGGUCCGCCUGCGGCGAGCCUCCUGGCGGUGGGUGACCCGCGUUGGCCUUUCCGGGCCCAGCCCAACGCCAUGCCCAGUCCCCGCGGCGGCCGCGAGCGCCGCAGCGCUCGCCCCGAGUUCGCGUCCCUGCUGAACCAGCGCGGCCCCGGGGUCCCGGACAGCCCGUCCCGCCGCCGCGAGUCGGCUGGCUCCGCGCCCCCGCCGCUGCCCGAGGAGGACUGCAUGCGGCUGAACCCGUCCUUCGUGGGCAUCGCCCUCAGCUCUCUGCUCGCCGUCGACCUCUGGGCCUCCAAGCGCCUGGCACUGGUGCUGGAUCUCGUGCUGGUGGCAGUGGUGAAAGGGAUCGUCAGACGGCCACGGCCUACCCACAACAAGAUGGACAUGUUCGUCACCGUCUCAGUGGACAAGUACUCCUUCCCAUCAGGCCAUGCCACCAGAGCUGCCCUGGUCUGCCGCUUCGUUCUGCACCACCUGGUGCUUGCCAUCCCACUGCGGGUCCUCGUGGUGCUCUGGGUUCUCGUCGUUGGCAUUUCAAGGGUCAUGCUGGGCAGGCACAAUGUGACGGAUGUGCUCUUCGGCUUGUUCCUGGGCUACGUGCUGUACAGCGUGGUGGAGUACUGCUGGCUCUCCCCGCUGAACGCGCCUGCCCUCUUUGCACUCUGGAGCCAUUGAUGGCUGCACCCCUCCCAAAGGAGAGGGCAUACACCCUGUUCUCUAAGUGCACAUGGAGAGGGGUUAUGCUGCGACUCCUAUCCGUCCAGCCAACACUUAACACUAGUGGUGCUGCAGGCUCCCAGGCCUGCAGUUAGACACUUGGUGCUGUCUUGCCCUGCUGACGGGCAGUGAGGCAGAGCGUGCGCUGGUCAAGCAGCUGCAUUGACUACUCUCCAGUGACAAACCGGUCCCUGCAGAGCCUGGGAAGAGGUCAGCACAUCCAUCCGGCAGCUCACUGCUGAUACUGUGAAUCAGCAUGCCCUUGCUGGGCACCUGCUGUAUUAGCCUAUGGUGUAUGUGGUAGCUGGGGCUUUGCAGAGGUUUCUCCGCAAUUACCCGUGUAUCUGUGUGCUAUAAAUACACUGAUCAUGUUGCUGUUGUGAGUGCACUUUCUGCAGUCUCCUCCGUAAUACCCAUCUAGGGGGGGACUCAUCAAGAUCUGUUCUCAUGUUUAUAAAGAGUUCUGCCUUCUAA